Messenger RNA from Delphinapterus leucas (beluga whale), 7478 nucleotides. Lineage: Eukaryota; Metazoa; Chordata; Mammalia; Artiodactyla; Monodontidae. The record is from RefSeq and is a predicted model, not a curated record.
AGACUGAGAAAGGGGCCCGAGCGUCAGCCGCUCGCUGGUGGACGCGCGUAUCCCCAGGAUGCGUCCCCCUCUCGGAGAGUUGUGCCUUGUUCCGGAGGCGGUGACAGAUCUGCGUGGCGGGUUUCUGGUUUUCUUGCCACCCCCUUGUCCCCAAAAUCCACUCGGAGAAAACACAUGUUGUAGCCGUAGAUAACUGUGCGUGGGACCCUAAGGCAAAAAAGGCAGGAGAGAAAGACAACGCAACCUUUGACAACAGAAAGCUGUUAUCGCCAUCCUAAGUAUUCGUCCGGAAAUCUGUCCGCCCUCUCAGCCCACCUUAUUCCUCCUCCUCCGUCUCCCCGUAUAGAUAUUCUAAUCUAUGUAACUGGGAAUGAUAUGAAAAAGAAGUCAGGUGGCUUAGAGAAUGAAUUCUCAAGUCUCCGUGAAGUUUGAGGUAGGUAUUUCAUUGAAGUUUGAGCCAAGUGUGUGAUGGAGGAAGCUCGUAUGCCUGCGUGUGUAGUGUUCUCUCUCUCUCUUUUCUCUCUCUCUCUCUCUCUCUCUCUCUCUCUCUCUCUCGUGUAAGUAUAUGCGUGUGUGCUCUGUGAGGGCUCAGAUGGGACCGCUGGGUGGAAAGGCCCUUUGUGCCCACAAGAGGGCAGCAUCCUGAGGGCUUUGUGAGCGCUGUAUCUCUCGUUAUCGCUGCAGGCUUGGGUCUGGAGAAAGUUAUACCGAAACUUUCAAACUGAUAUCACAUCUUAUUUCGUGAUAUUAAAAAAGAAAGACGAAAAGAAAGAAAGAAGGAAAAAACAGAGAAGUGACGAAAGAAGAGAGAGAAAAAAGAAAAGCAGGCAGCCAGCCUACCCGGGGAGAGUCCUAGUCACAUCAAGACUAGGGGGAGGGCUGUUUUAAUUGUGGGUUUGGCCGACUGACGACUGGAGUGCCCUCCUCGGCUGUCUUAGUUGUAGCCGGAGGUCAUGUAAAUCGACCUUAAAAGAAUGCAUAAGCCAUAAAUUAAAAUAAACCCUCACCCAAGGGCUGAUCCAUAAGUAGACAAUAUCCAACCUGGACAAAACGAGCUUCCCUUACGAGCCGACCUAAACCGCAUACCCCCAAAGAAUAGAGACUAAAUGCAAAGUCACUUUCAUGAAUUCAAAGGCAAUUUACCAGUGAUUUCUGGGUGCUGGAGCUGAUUUUUUUGUGCGUAUUUACAUUCUAUAUCUUCUGAUGAGGAAAGAAAAAUGCUUCAAGAAGGACUUUGUGACCCCUCAUCACUUUGUAUAAGAGCCCAGGGCAUGAACUGAAACCAAGGAGCUGACAAUAUUAAUAAUUCAGCAUUUGGCAGUAUUGUGGAUAUUAAUGCAUUCAUAGUUCAUCUUGACAAACCUGGGCCCAAUCACAUGUGAAAAUGAGCUUAGUCAUCUAAUAUUAGUUUCUGAAGAAUGUCUUCCAAGCAAGCCACCUCUCCAUUUGCCUGUGCAGCUGAUGGAGAGGAAGCAAUGACCCAAGAUUUGACCUCAAGGGAAAAGGAAGAGGGCAGUGAUCAACAUGUGGCCUCCCAUCUGCCUCUGCACCCCAUAAUGCACAACAAACCUCACUCUGAGGAGCUACCAACACUUGUCAAUACCAUUCAACAGGAUGCUGACUGGGACAGUGUUCUGUCGUCUCAGCAAAGAAUGGAGUCAGAGAAUAAUAAGUUAUGUUCCCUAUAUUCCUUCCGAAAUACCUCUACCUCACCACAUAAGCCUGACGAAGGGAGUCGGGACCGCGAGAUAAUGACCAGUGUUACUUUUGGAACCCCAGAACGCCGCAAAGGGAGCCUUGCCGAUGUGGUGGACACACUGAAACAGAAGAAGCUUGAGGAAAUGACUCGGACUGAACAAGAGGAUUCCUCCUGCAUGGAAAAACUACUUUCGAAAGAUUGGAAGGAAAAAAUGGAAAGAUUAAAUACCAGUGAACUUCUCGGAGAAAUUAAAGGUACACCUGAGAGCCUGGCAGAAAAAGAACGGCAGCUCUCUACCAUGAUUACCCAGCUGAUCAGUUUACGGGAGCAGCUCCUCGCAGCGCAUGAUGAACAGAAAAAACUGGCAGCCUCACAAAUUGAGAAACAACGGCAGCAAAUGGACCUUGCUCGCCAACAGCAAGAACAGAUUGCAAGACAACAGCAGCAACUUCUGCAACAGCAGCACAAAAUUAAUCUCCUGCAGCAACAGAUCCAGCAGGUUCAGGGUCACAUGCCUCCGCUCAUGAUCCCAAUUUUUCCACAUGACCAGCGGACCCUGGCAGCAGCUGCUGCUGCCCAGCAGGGAUUCCUCUUCCCCCCUGGGAUAACGUACAAACCAGGUGAUAACUACCCUGUACAGUUCAUUCCAUCAACAAUGGCAGCUGCUGCUGCUUCUGGACUCAGCCCUUUACAGCUCCAGCAGCUCUAUGCCGCUCAGCUGGCCAGCAUGCAGGUGUCACCUGGAGCAAAGAUGCCAUCAACUCCACAGCCACCAAACACAGCAGGGGCAGUCUCACCUACUGGGAUAAAAAAUGAAAAGAGAGGGACCAGCCCUGUAACUCAAGUUAAGGAUGAAGCAGCAGCACAGCCGCUGAAUCUCUCAUCCCGACCCAAGACAGCUGAGCCUGUAAAGUCUCCAACAUCUCCCACCCAAAGCCUCUUUCCAGCCAGCAAAACCAGCCCUGUCAAUCUGCCUAACAAAAGCAGCAUCCCCAGCCCCAUCGGAGGAAGCUUGGGAAGAGGAUCCUCUUUAGGUAAAUGGAAAGGUCAACACCAGGAAGAGACUUACGAAUUAGAUAUCCUGUCCAGUCUCAACUCCCCUGCCCUGUUUGGGGAUCAGGAUACAGUGAUGAAAGCUAUUCAGGAGGCUCGGAAGAUGCGCGAACAGAUCCAGCGGGAGCAACAGCAGCAACAGCCGCAUGGUGUUGAUGGGAAACUGUCUACCAUGAAUAAUAUGGGGCUGAACAACUGCAGGAAUGAAAAGGAAAGAACACGCUUUGAAAAUUUGGGGCCCCAGUUAACAGGAAAGUCAAGUGAAGAUGGAAAGCUGGGCCCAGGUGUCAUCGAUCUUACUCGGCCAGAAGAUGCAGAGGGAAGUAAAGCAAUGAAUGGCUCUGCAGCUAAACUACAGCAGUAUUAUUGUUGGCCAACAGGAGGUGCCACUGUGGCUGAAGCACGAGUCUACAGGGAUGCCCGUGGCCGGGCCAGCAGUGAGCCACACAUCAAGCGACCAAUGAAUGCAUUCAUGGUUUGGGCCAAGGAUGAGAGGAGGAAAAUCCUUCAGGCCUUUCCUGACAUGCAUAACUCCAACAUUAGCAAAAUCUUAGGGUCUCGCUGGAAAUCCAUGUCCAACCAAGAGAAGCAACCUUAUUAUGAGGAGCAGGCCCGGCUAAGCAAGAUCCACUUAGAGAAGUACCCGAACUAUAAAUACAAACCUCGACCGAAGCGCACCUGCAUUGUUGAUGGCAAAAAGCUCCGGAUCGGGGAGUAUAAGCAACUGAUGAGAUCUCGGAGACAGGAGAUGAGGCAGUUCUUUACCGUGGGGCAGCAGCCUCAGAUUCCAAUCACCACAGGAACAGGUGUUGUGUAUCCUGGUGCUAUUACUAUGGCAACUACCACACCAUCACCUCAGAUGACAUCUGACUGCUCUAGCACCUCCGCCAGUCCAGAGCCCAGCCUCCCGGUCAUCCAGAGCACUUAUGGUAUGAAGACAGACGGCGGAAGCCUAGCUGGAAAUGAAAUGAUUAAUGGAGAGGAUGAGAUGGAAAUGUAUGACGACUAUGAAGAUGAUCCCAAAUCAGACUAUAGCAGUGAAAAUGAAGCCCCGGAAGCUGUCAGUGCCAACUGAGGAGUGUUUGUUUGCUGAAUUAAAAUACUCUGACAUUUCACCUCCCCUCCCCCAACAGAAAAGUUCUUAAAGAGCCCGCAUGCAUUUGUGGCUCCACAAUUACAUCAGCAGAAUGGUCUUAAUUGUUUCGUAAAGCGUGAGACAGAUUAAGUUUUCCCAGAUUUUUCAUGAACUUGAGUUUUUUGUCGUUAUUGUUAUUGUUGUUGUUGUUUUUUAAUUUAGGUGAAGACAUAUUAAAUAUGAGACACCAGGACUUGAAAACUUAUCUCAACCCAUAGCUGUCUUACAAGUCUUAUAUUUUGUCUUACUUUUUUUCUUUUGGAUGUUGAUAAAGGUUUAAGUUACUGUUUUAGAUGGGGUUAAACAUUCUCACUCAGGUAUGCUGUGCCAGCCUACAAGUUGUGAAUGUGUUUUUAUUCUGAAUUAUUUUAGAAAACAACUGAGAAUUUCAUAUUGUGAAACAGAACAAGUCCACGGCGUGUGCAGCUGCAUGUAGAGCAUAUUCAAAAGGCCUCAGAAUUCCAUUUUUCCAUGUGUAGAGUUAAACUUUGAAUGUGCCAAACUUUUUCAUAACUUUUGAAUCUUAAUAUUUUGAAAGUCUUAAAGGAGACACUGCAAAGUCUUAGACAAUCUUUGGCAUCUUAAAAUAGCAAACCACACUUUUUUUUUUUCAGAAAAUGGUGAAGUACUCAGGAAUCUGGAGACAAGAUAUUGUAAGGAAUGAACAAGGUUGCCACAGUGCAUGUACCCAAUUGUGUUUGCCUCUUGACGUGCCAUCAGUGUGUGACGUGGUACGACGUCCACGCACCAGAGCGAUCACCACACCAGAUACCGACAUGGUGGUCUUCUCUGCCUGAGACCACCUCUCACUACAUCCAUUAUCCCUUUGCCUUUAACCCUGACAUUCAGUCUUAACACAUUUUCUCUUAAAUAAUUUAUUCAUUCCAGAAUGUCAAGGGUCCACUUACUAUUUAUUUAAAAAAAUUGUUGGUGGCAUUAAUUUAAUAAUUCUUUUUUCUUACCCUCCUUCCCCAAAGAACUUUUCAGCCCUUUUCACCUCCUUCUCCUGCUAGAUACAAAGGUGUACAUAGUGAUUUUAUGUCCCCAGAACAUCUGGAUGCAUUUCUGAAACAAGAUACUACUAAAUACCUAUAUUGUUGUUUUUGAACAUCAGUGUAUAUAUGGCUAUAGAGCUGUGUAUUUGGAUACAGGUGUAGAGAUUUACACUUCAACAGGUAUUGCCCCUGAGGUUCCCCGUGACUUUGAAUCUUUUGCCAGAAUUUUCCCCUAAUUCAAUUAGGCAACAAGUGGUAGGAUCUGCAUCAGUGGCAUUUCCCCUCAAUGCCAUUCAGCAGCAAGGGUCAACAGUGGUGACUGCCAGGCAGGGGAGUCCCGCAGCCAAUCCUAAAGCCCAAAGCUGUGGUCCAUGUAGGAGUCCACAGGGAUGAUGUCAUGGGCUGGCGCCUUUAUAAUGAGCUGCCUUGUCCCAUCUCGCACAUCUAGGGAGUUCUUUGCAAAAUCCCCAGGAUGCAAGAAGCCACGUGACAGCCUCAAAGCAAAGAUAGAGGCAAAUAGUCGUGAUACAUCCAGAGAAUGAAAGAAAACCAUAGAGAAGGAGAAGGAGGAGAAAUACAUUCCCUAAAUGGGAUGUUCCUACUGUUAACUCUGGGGAACAGAUCACUCCUGGGGCAGCAGACGAGUUCCUCUGGCUCACUCCCUCCAUCUGUGGCUGCAUGGGGGUCAUGCCUAUGUGUGAACAAGAUUAACUGCCCUUGUCACACAAGGAUUUUUCUGGAGAUGCACUGAUGGGCUGGGAAGCAGUGAGGCUUCAUUCCCCAUCUCCUAACUGCAGGGAGCUCAGCCAUGCCAUUUUGACCUUCCUGAAACCAGGACUGAUUGCCUAUGGGGAAGCCUCACCCAGAGUAGUUUGGUGGGAGAAUGUCAGCAGAUGGGACAGUUCACCUCAUGGGACAACCAGAAUCUGAUCACCAGGACAUAGGAACGGCCCCAUCAGAUUUCUUGAGCCAUUUUGUCACUUGGAAGAAAAUAGUGUACCUUCAUAUUUAUUUAAGAGUGCUCAAGGCCAUACCUAAUAGCAAUAAAUAGGUCUAGCCAAGACUUUACUGUCUAUGUCAUUAGCUAGGAGUGCUCUCUAUAAACUGAUUAAGGUACUGAUAGGAAUGUUUGGUUCUUAAUAUUGAUUGGGGAUUGGAACUUUGUUUUUGUACAUUUAUUUCAAAUGAGGAGGAGCUCGUUUUCCUAAAAAAAAAAAAAAAGAGUAUUUAUUAUUGUCUUACUGGUUUCUUUUGAUUAUAUACCUCUCCUCCUCAGUUCAUUCUCACGUUGUUUUCUCUUUCUCUUUGACUCUUGCUUUUGCCCUGUCCCGCUCCUUUUUAAUUUUGUUGCAUAAGUAGAGUGCUGUAUGGCUAGCAUUGUAUUGUAUGUAAUUAAUUUUGCACAAAGGCAGACAUUUAGAAUAGUAGGUUAAUUUUGUUUGUUUUUAUGACCAUGCCAAAAUAAUAUUCUGGGCUGGUGGAGAACAAAGGACUGUUCUUUAGGACUGAAACUUGAUUUUGCUUGUAGUUAAAAAAAAAAAAAAAAAAGAAACAAAAAAAGAAAUCAACAAAAAAAACAAAAAACACACACACUCACAGAUGUUGUUUCAUAAGUGUUAUAAGCACUGGAUAUAAAUGGUAUUUUUUAUCACUUCUGACUAAUGUGAAGCUGUUGUACAAAAACUACAUGAACAAAAGUCAUCUGUUUCGACUCGUGUGGGCUUGCCUCACAGUUGCCGGAUUUGAGUCAUUUUUAUGUCUUGUUAUUUCAUUUAUUUAUGCAAAAUACAUGUGUGUAUGAACACUUUGUUUUAGCUCCAGCUCUGCCUCAGUACUGGGGUUCAGUUACUUCUAGCCAUGUUCUUAAAAAUGAAAGGCUAUUCAGGAAUGAUCUGAUUGUAAACGCCUCUUUCAUUGGGUCAAACAGUGAUGCUGUAUUUGAAUCUAAAUUCUGCACAUAAGCAGUUUAUUCUAUUUAUUAGCCAAGUUUGGCUCUAAAUAUCCAUGGAAAUUAAGAAUGACAAUCAUAGGGAUCACGUCAUUUUAUUUUCAUUGGGGCUUAAACAAAGUUUUUAUGACUUCACCAUCUCAUUUUAGAUUUUUCUAAUUGUGUAAAUAUAACAUAGAAAUAGAAUUUAUUUUUGGCUCAUGAAUAUUUAGUGAAAUAUAAGUUAUGUAUUUCCUUUUUGUUCUCUAUCCAUAUAUGUUGGUCCAGACUAGAAGUUGACGAGUCACUGUACCUCAUGGGGUAGUGAAUUAUCAGCCACAGUGAGAAAGCAGAGUCCCACCUGUAGCUGGAGCAGUAAAACUCAUCACUUGGGUUCUCAUACAGUUUAGAACCCACUGUCCACAGACUCAGACUUUCACUUUUUUUUCUUAUAGAAAGUUGAUGAAUUGAACAUGGUGAAUUUCCAGCACAGCUGGGAGAGAGUCAAUUUGCUUUGUGAAUCCACAUAAACCUUAGAAGGUAGUUCUGUGACCGUUUACUAGCAUGGAGCAUGAAUGCCAUUAGAAAGGCAAAAAUCGUUCUCUGAGAUCGGCCAUUAAUGAAAGUCCCACCAUGCCAAUUAAAGAAUGUUAAUCAACUUUUUUUUUU